UCGACAGUUCCGCUUCCCCUCCGCCAUAUCAGAUAGAUCCUGGGGUCCAAGAAGAAGUUAACUAAACAAAACUUACAAGCACGUCGACACGGCGUCGCAAGUCAUAAUAGCAAGGGAAAUAUUCUCAUUACACUUGCAGCAAAACCAGUGUACGAGAGUGAAAAAGACGGAGGCAACACUUUGAAGAGAUUUGCAGGAGUUCUGAAGAAAUGAAGUCAUGAGGGUUGAUCUCUGAAACCCUAUUACCCUUCUGAGUGUGUUUCCCUGUCAUGUCUGACAACGGAGAGCUGGAGGACAAACCCCCUGCCCCACCAGUCAGAAUGAGCAGCAACUUCGGCAUCAAGGACAGUAUGUCAACAAACCCCAGUUCUAAACCCCUGCCCUCCGUCCCAGAGGAGAAGAGGGACAAACCACGCAACAAGAUCAUAUCCAUCUUCUCAGCAGAGAAAGGAAGAAAAAAAGACAAGGAUAAGGAGCGUCCAGAGAUUUCAAAUCCUUCUGACUUCGAGCACACCAUACACGUGGGCUUCGAUUCGGUCACGGGGGAGUUCACUGGAAUGCCAGAGCAGUGGGCUCGGCUGCUGCAGACCUCCAACAUCACGAAAUCUGAGCAGAAGAAAAACCCUCAGGCUGUACUGGAUGUGCUCAAAUUCUACGACUCCACUGGCAACAGCAGGCAGAAAUACCUCAGUUUUACAGAAAAAGAUGCACCACCAGCAAAAAAAGGCUCAGAGCAAUCACCAGUCAAGGAUCCUGAUGAUGAUGAUGAUGAUGAUGAAGCCCCGCCCCCUGUUGUAGCACCACGUCCACAGCAUACCAUAUCUGUAUACACUCGUUCUGUCAUCGAUCCUAUUCCGGCACCUGCUGCCGUUGCAGACACAGAUGGUUGCAAAGCUGCAGAUAAACAGAAGAAGGGCAAGGGCAAGAUGACAGAUGAGGAGAUUAUGGAGAAACUUAGAACUAUCGUCAGUAUUGGAGACCCCAAGAAAAAAUACACAAGAUACGAAAAAAUUGGACAAGGUGCUUCUGGUACGGUGUAUACAGCCAUUGACGUUGCUACUGGCCAAGAGGUAGCUAUCAAGCAGAUUAACCUACAGAAGCAGCCCAAGAAGGAGCUGAUCAUCAAUGAGAUCCUGGUGAUGAAGGAGCUGAAGAACCCAAACAUCGUCAACUAUGUAGACAGCUUCUUGGUAGGAGAUGAGCUCUUUGUGGUAAUGGAGUAUCUUGCUGGAGGCUCUCUGACUGAUGUGGUUACAGAAACAUGUAUGGAUGAGGCACAAAUCGCUGCUGUCUGCCGAGAGUGUUUACAAGCUCUUGAGUUCCUGCAUGCAAACCAGGUCAUUCAUCGAGACAUCAAAAGUGACAAUGUUCUAUUAGGGAUGGAUGGAUCUGUCAAACUAACUGAUUUUGGGUUCUGUGCUCAAAUCACACCUGAGCAAAGUAAGAGAAGCACCAUGGUAGGAACACCCUACUGGAUGGCCCCUGAAGUGGUCACACGUAAAGCCUACGGGCCCAAAGUGGACAUAUGGUCCCUGGGUAUCAUGGCCAUUGAGAUGGUAGAGGGCGAACCUCCUUAUCUCAAUGAGAAUCCUCUGAGGGCGCUGUACCUCAUCGCUACUAAUGGCACCCCAGAGCUCCAGAACCCAGAGAAACUGUCACCCAUUUUUAGAGACUUCCUAAACCGCUGCCUCGAGAUGGAUGUGGAGAAGAGAGGUGGAGGAAAAGAACUCUUGCAGCAUCCCUUCUUGAAGCUGGCGAAGCCUCUUUCCAGCCUCACUCCCCUUAUACUUGCUGCCAAGGAGGCAAUGAAGAGUAACCGCUAGCCAUUUGUCACUAUGUGCCAGUUGCCAAAUUCCUUCACAUGACCGAUUCCUGUGAGAACCUCCAUAACUCCAGCAGAGUCUUCCUUCUAGUCCCGCGAAGGACCUUUGCUAUUCAGCCCUGAGGACCCUAGUCAUCUCCACCUGGGCGACUAACUUGCACAAUCACCAUGUUUUGCCUCCUCACACCAAACUCUCCUUUAAUAUGCCUUAAAAAGGCUACAAAGCCAGAGGAGCCACUGACUAUAGAUCUCUCUUGUUUUCUACUGAUGUCUCUCAUUGUAUUUGUUUAAUGUACGCUGUUCAGACACCAUUGCAUCGGUCAGUGUGUACCUGAACAUUUCAUGCAUUUCUGUCAAAAUUCUCUUGUAUUUUGACUAUUGUUCAACUCUGGCCUAACAAAAAAACUUUCUCCCCUUUUUUACAUUCCAGAGAAGUAUUAUAAUACUUGAAAUGUCCCAUCCUCUCUUAGUGACCUGUUACUUGUGCCUACUACCUAUUUGCCUUCACCUGUCUCAACAAAAUGGAACAAUUUUGCUGUAUGAAAUUAAAUGAACCAUUCCUGUUUUUACAUUUUUAUUGCAAAACCUUAAGUUUAUUAAAUUGUUGUGUAUAUUAUGUAUUCUGGUUAUAAUGCCGAAAUGGGGAAGAAAAAAAAAACCGAAAUCAGGACAUUUUUACAUGUUUUGUAUUUAUGUGUAUGUAUGCAAUAUUUUAUAUUUUAACUAACAUUCUGACAGAAAACCAGACCUUAAUGGAUCUCCAAAGGUUGUCAUAGAAAUUAAUAAUUUGGUAUAUUCUUUGCAUGUUAAAUCUAACUUGUUUUAAACAUUACAAUUCAAUGAGAAACAUUUUCAGACAUUCCAGAUAAGUAAAUACACUUUGUCUGUUUUCUGCUCGUUUCCUUCGAGAUACAAAGUUUUUGUUAAUGAUGAAACCAUCUUAAAAAUAUGCUUUGUAAAUUAUUAUUAAAACAGACUUGGAGCAAACAUGGUUGAACCAAUAA
Carassius auratus (goldfish) is the source of this 2826-nucleotide messenger RNA. Its product is annotated as serine/threonine-protein kinase PAK 2-like. The coding region runs from base 270 to 1823 and encodes 517 amino acids. Gene Ontology annotation, biological process: protein phosphorylation. Gene Ontology annotation, molecular function: protein serine/threonine kinase activity; ATP binding. The record is from RefSeq and is a predicted model, not a curated record. NCBI's taxonomy places the organism in Eukaryota, Metazoa, Chordata, Actinopteri, Cypriniformes, Cyprinidae. The transcript has 15 exons.